Molecule: messenger RNA, 930 nt
Organism: Carlito syrichta (Philippine tarsier)
Lineage: Eukaryota; Metazoa; Chordata; Mammalia; Primates; Tarsiidae
Gene: SIT1
Product: signaling threshold regulating transmembrane adaptor 1
Biological process (GO): signal transduction; T cell homeostasis; regulation of T cell activation
Cellular component (GO): plasma membrane
Molecular function (GO): kinase binding
Source: RefSeq, a predicted model, not a curated record
AUGAACCAGGCUGACCCUCAGCUCCGGGCAGUGCGCUUGUGGACCGCUCUCGCAUCAGCAGUCAUGAGCAGAGGUGACAACUGCACGGAUCUACUAGCUCUGGGAAUCCCCUCCGUAACCAAGGCCUGGGGACUGUGGGCCCUCUUAGGGGCUGUGACGCUGCUGCUUCUCAUCUCACUGGCGGCACAUUUGUCCCAGUGGACCCGUGGCCGGAGCAGGAGUCAUCUGGAGCAAGGACGCUCCGGAGGGCCUGAGGAAGAGGUCCCCCUGUAUGGGAACCUGCAUUAUCUACAGACAGGUCGGUUGUCUCAAGAACCCGGGCCAGACCAGCAAGAUCCAGCCCCUGGAGGCUCUGCCAGGGGUGCAGAGGAGGUGAUGUGCUAUACCAGCCUGCAACUGCGGCCUCCUCAGGGCCGGAUCCCCAACGCCGGGACCCCCAUCAAGUACUCGGAGGUGGUGCUGGACUCUGAGCCAAAGCCCCAGGCCUCGGACCCGGAGCCAGAGCUCUAUGCCUCAGUAUGUGCCCAGACCCGCAGGGCCCGGGCUUCCUUCCCCGACCAGGCCUAUGCCAACAGUCAGCCUGCAGCCAGCUGAGAUGGAGGGCCUGACGCAGUGGGCACACAUUGCCCCAGCCUCCCCUGCAGCAGGGGCAUGACUGCUUCCCAGCCAGUCUCCAAAGACUGGGGGCCAUUGCCCAGUCACAGGAUGUGAUCUACCCCGAACUUCCUAUCUGAGCUUCUAGAGAGAUGUCUCAUGAGAGUGGUUUCUGGAGGAUGGAGCAGGAAAACGCAACGGCUCCUUCCCCACUGCCUUUUUCUAUCUGUUCCUUUUAGCCCCCAACUCCCAAGUUGUCUCUUCCUCCUCCUUCCGGAGUUUAACUAGGUCCUCCCCACUUCCCCCCGCCCCCCAUGGUCUACCCUGACACCUCAG